UGAAAUGUAAGCCGUCGAUGAUGCCUUUGCGAAAGAAGGGAAGGAAAGUUUAUCACUGAAAUUAGUUCUAUUCUGGUUGUGUAGCGUGAAACAUAUCUGCGGACAACUGAAAACUACUAAGGAAGCCAAGAUGAUGCUCAAAGGCAUAGGAUUUAUCUUCCUACUGAUUACCAUCUCAACGAUGACGCACGGAAUCGUCCUGGAGUGUUAUUCCAGCGGACAAAAUUGUACCUUCUCAGGAGUACGAAUCGAUGACAUAUCUACAGAGGUGACAUUCCGCUCCUCAGGAAGUUACUACUACAACAGCAUUCCGCGCUUCUUCAGUUUCGUCGACUCAGUUUUGUUGGAAGUUCCGAGAAGAAUCUUCGAUACGUUCACCGUUCAGUCAUUGGACGUGAACGACUGCGAAAUAGAGUCCCUUAGCCGGUACACCUUCGAGAAAGCGAAAGAACUGCUUUGGCUGAAUAUGUCCGGAAACACUUUGACGGAACUGAGUAAUUACGUAUUCAGCGGGGCCAAUAAGCUGAGUUUGUUGGAUCUGAAAAAUAACAAUAUUUCGAAUAUUGAGGAAAAGGCGUUCUACAAUCUGGGCCUCCUAACAACGUUGCUGUUGAGUGGGAAUAAACUAAAAGCAUUUGAUGAUGUUGUAUUUUCUCAUUUGCCCAUGUUGAAAAAGCUGUAUGCUGCAAACAAUGAAUUGGAAACUCUGCAGAGUGCUUUAUUUCAGCAUAACCCAUUGCUAAUGGUGCUGUUCUUGCAAAGCAACAAAUUAGUGUAUCUCGACAAGGAUUUAUUCGAUGGAAUCGAGGUGAUGGAGUAUUUAUGGCUGAGAAACAAUAGUCUUACCAGCUUUGAAUUCAAUGGUUUGAAAGCCAAAAGAGUAAAUCUUAUUAGCAACAAGCUGAAAAAAAUAAAACUGGUUCCAUCAUUCGAAAACUUAUUUCUGAGUAACAAUAGUAUUUCCGAAAUUACUGCCGAUGAUUUUGCUGAGCUAAAGCUAAGUCGCUUGGAUUUGGCGUGGAACAAUCUGUCCUCUAUGGAUGGGAUUGAUAAAAUCAGCAGCCUGGAAGUUCUGGAUCUAUCUCAUAAUAAAAUUGGUGCUUUAAAAUUGACCAGUUUUGCUAAUUUGAAAAAGCUUGUUGAUCUUAACUUGGAGGAAACUGCCAUCACUAACUUGCAACAUGGAACUUUUUCUCAACUGACAGCCCUCAAACGGUUGGAUAUUUCAUACAACAAGCUAAAUCGCAUUGAUUUUGACAUUUUUACAUCUUCAAGCGAAACUGAAGAAAUAUACAUAGAAGGAAAUCGACUCAAAGAAGUAAACAUCGAUGAAAUUCAUAAAAUUUUUCCAAAUCUUAAGAAAAUAAGCAUUGCGGACAACAAUUGGAACUGCUCUUUUCUUACGCGGAUGAUUCGUAGUUUGAACGCUCUAUCGAUUACAGUUGGAGGAUUCAAAACCGAAAAUCUGAUUAACGAUAAGACAAAUGUUAAGGGGAUAUAUUGCACUGACAGCACAAAUCCCCUUGCUGAUUGGAACGUGACAGUCAAGCAUUUGGACAAAUACUUGAACGCUUCCGCCCCUAUCGAAGAUUACUCCGAAAUAAAACAAAUCAUGCAAAAUGCCAUUGACGACAUCAACAGAUUCACCGACCAAAGAGUGGCCAUCGCAAACAAAUCCGAGCUACUCGAAGGGGAAAUUUACGACCUGACGAAGAAGGUUAUUUCGGUGGAAAAUGAAAUUUACGAGGUGAAGAAAACGAUUCUGGAGGUGAAAAUGGCCCAACUGGCUAAUGCAACCAACGAGACAUACGUUUCCAACGACCUGAAGAAAAUGAUGCAGGAACUCAACGAUCUAACUUUAUCCAAGUUGAAGCAAACCAAAGAGGAAAUGGAAUUCAAGAUUUAUCAGCAAUCAUUCAAGAACGACAAACUGGAUGAAAAAAUCACCGAAACUACUGGGAAACUAUUGGCCAUUUCCAAGCAAAUCGAUCAAAGUCGAGGCUCGUUGUUUUUGAGCCACAACUCGAUGGAGCUGAAAGCAUCAUCCACUGCGGACAAUACGGCUUCUUCCGGAACCGGCUCAACUCAGAUAAUGAUGGUCAUGAUUCUGUGCCUGCUGAUUGCACUGUUGGUUCUAGUGGUGAUGGCAACUUAUCGGAGUCGUAUGCCAUGCGGACGAAAGCGCGGAGAACGCUACGGUACAUCGAACACUCUCGCUACCAUUGUGGACGACAUUUAGAAGUGGUGGGUGGCUGCUGAACAGGCACUCUGAACAAAGUACAAUUAGUGAUAACAACGACUUUCUGCAUUCGAUUGAGAGAAUACAAAUUUCAAUAAAGAGAACGAACGUUCUGGAUAGUGAAGCUCGAAAAUAAAUUGUAAUAAAACAAAGAUCCUCAUUUGAUUUA
Molecule: messenger RNA, 2408 nt
Organism: Aedes aegypti (yellow fever mosquito)
Lineage: Eukaryota; Metazoa; Arthropoda; Insecta; Diptera; Culicidae
Gene: cDIP
Product: chaoptin
Exons: 2
Coding region: 131-2239 (702 amino acids)
Molecular function (GO): protein binding
Source: RefSeq, a predicted model, not a curated record